Daldinia vernicosa is the source of this 750-nucleotide messenger RNA. RefSeq lists its product as uncharacterized. The coding region runs from base 1 to 750 and encodes 249 amino acids. The record is from RefSeq and is a predicted model, not a curated record. The transcript has a single exon. NCBI's taxonomy places the organism in Eukaryota, Fungi, Ascomycota, Sordariomycetes, Xylariales, Hypoxylaceae.
AUGUGCCAAAUUUCUACUUUACAGAGGGAGAUCUAUGGAAUCCACGAGCUGAUAUCCGAGAGCACAUCUAGACAGCGCUCUAAAUCGCUACCUGCUCUAAGGAGGCGGAUAAAGGCCUUCGAAGAGGAGCAUGGAUGUGAUAAAAGACACAGGAGUUAUACUGUGCUGAAAGAUAAGGUUAAAAGGUUACCUGAGCUUAUCAUCGCACGGUACAAUGGUAAAAGUGCUAAGACCGACGACUAUGACAGCGAUGAGGAAGACCGGAGGAAUGGUGUCCCUACUAUACACACCCAGGGCCGUGGUGGCCAGUUCAACCCGGAUAUGAAGACAAUAGUCGCCGAAAGGCAUGGAGAACUAAUAGACCGCAAGUGCGAACUACAGAGGGAGCUACACGCCGCAAAGCAGCGGUACCUCGACGCGCGCGACUGGUUCGUUAACACGUCCAAUCCGCAAUGGGAUGCGAAGAAGUGCUUCGCAUAUCGGGAACUGGAAGAUAACUACGUAGACCUAACGCGCAAGUACUUCGAGCUCGAAGACGAUAUCAACGAGCUCCAGGCUAUGCUCCUCAGCUUCGGGGAAAGCGUGUCUGUGCCGGCGCCGGUACCGGUGCAGAAAAGCGGUCAUUGGGAUAUGAAUACGCGGCGUUCUCGCAUAUGGACUUUGGCGAAUGCUAGUUAUGAGUGGGAGUCGCCUGAUGAUUUUUCGGCGGUGGGUUCGCGGGGCAAUAUUGGCGCAUCUAGGACGUUUUGA